AUGCAAUCAUGUCUUCUAUGCGAAUUGCGCAUGCUUCGCUUGGUGGUGUGUGCACAGGGAGGGAGUGUGGAAGCCAUGGGCCAGGAUAAUUCAUUUGAGAAUAUUGAGCAGAAGAAGGCGCUGAGUUUAUUUGAAAUGGAGGCACUUGUGAAGAGCAAAUUGGAGGGGGAGAACAGUGAUGUGUACAUCAUUGAUGUCCGCGACGGGUUUGAGGUGGAGGAGUUCGGAUCGAUCCCAUUUUCUGUGCACAUCCCCUCCACGGAAGUGCGACGGGCGUUUCGAUUGAGGGAAGCGGAGUUCAUGGGGAACUACAAGUCACGCAUGCCGCGCAAAUUUGAUAAAAUUGUCUUUUACGACCAACGCAGCGGCCGUGCGGCAACGGCGGUGGAGGUGGUGGAGGCGAUGGGGUACCAACGGGCGACGUACUUCAGUGACGGAUUCAGCGAGUGGAAGUCUAAAAGUGGCCGGUCAGCAGACGAGGAUCUUUGA
Molecule: messenger RNA, 489 nt
Organism: Trypanosoma cruzi
Lineage: Eukaryota; Euglenozoa; Kinetoplastea; Trypanosomatida; Trypanosomatidae
Exons: 1
Coding region: 1-489 (162 amino acids)
Cellular component (GO): mitochondrion
Molecular function (GO): thiosulfate-cyanide sulfurtransferase activity
Source: RefSeq, a predicted model, not a curated record